Molecule: messenger RNA, 168 nt
Organism: Dovyalis caffra
Lineage: Eukaryota; Viridiplantae; Streptophyta; Magnoliopsida; Malpighiales; Salicaceae
Source: the annotation of a GenBank genome assembly
AUGAAGCAACCCAUUGGUAAUGGGUGGGUGAUCGUCCGCAUCGGGUCGUGGAGUUUUGGGAGAGAUGCAGCUGCAGCAAGGAUUUUGGUUGAAAAGGAGAAACGAAACGACGAAAGAAGGGGUAGCAGAAGAGAUCAUCAUAAACAAGAGAGAAGGGAGGCAUGCACA